GACAGGUUAUAUUUUGUGAUGGAGUAUAUCAACGGAGGAGACCUCAUGUAUCAGAUCCAGCAUGUCGGCAAGUUCAAGGAACCUCACGCUGUGUUCUAUGCAGCAGAGAUUGCCAUAGGUCUGUUCUUCCUUCAUCUGAAAGGAAUCAUCUACAGGGAUCUGAAGCUGGACAACGUCAUGCUGGAUGCAGAAGGCCACAUUAAGAUCGCGGACUUUGGGAUGUGCAAAGAGAACAUGUUAGACGGUGUCACCACCAAGACCUUCUGUGGGACCCCAGACUACAUCGCUCCUGAGAUCAUUGCGUACCAGCCCUAUGGGAAGUCAGUGGACUGGUGGGCCUUUGGAGUUCUGCUGUAUGAGAUGCUGGCUGGACAGCCUCCCUUCGACGGUGAGGAUGAGGAUGAGUUGUUCCAGUCCAUCAUGGAGCAUCACGUCUCCUACCCCAAGUCUAUGUCCAAGGAAGCUGUCGCCAUCUGCAAAGGGUUGAUGACCAAGCACCCUGGGAAGCGUCUGGGCUGUGGUCCGGAGGGGGAGCGAGACAUCAGGGACCACGGGUUCUUCCGCUAUAUGGACUGGGACAAAGUGGAGAACAAGGAAGUACAACCGCCAUUCAAACCCAAAGCUUGCGGGCGCGAGGCAGAGAACUUUGAUCGUUUCUUCACCCGCCACCCCCCAGUCCUGACCCCCCCAGACCAGGAGGUCAUCAUGAACCUGGACCAGGAAGAGUUCCAGGGGUUCUCCUUCGUUAACCCAGAGUACCCCUCUGUUACUGAGGAGGAGGCUGCAGAGAGCUAGGACACACACACUCCUUAACCAACACACACACACUCCUUAACCAACACACACACACUCCUUAACCAACAC
Molecule: messenger RNA, 864 nt
Organism: Oncorhynchus keta (chum salmon)
Lineage: Eukaryota; Metazoa; Chordata; Actinopteri; Salmoniformes; Salmonidae
Product: protein kinase C beta type-like
Exons: 7
Biological process (GO): protein phosphorylation
Molecular function (GO): ATP binding; protein serine/threonine kinase activity
Source: RefSeq, a predicted model, not a curated record